Messenger RNA from Phytophthora nicotianae INRA-310, 1507 nucleotides. RefSeq lists its product as hypothetical. Gene Ontology annotation, cellular component: cytoplasm. The record is from RefSeq and is a predicted model, not a curated record. NCBI's taxonomy places the organism in Eukaryota, Oomycota, Peronosporomycetes, Peronosporales, Peronosporaceae. Gene Ontology annotation, molecular function: glutamine synthetase activity. The transcript has a single exon. The coding region runs from base 110 to 1318 and encodes 402 amino acids.
AGAGCCCGUUUCUUUCCGACACUGUUGGAGGCGUAAAAGGAGAGCAGACCUCCUCAACAAAAAGCGGGUCAGUCUCUUGGGUAAACUUGCUUUUUAUAAGUGACUAAAGAUGUCGCCCUACCCAGCGAUACUGGUGCUCGAUCUUUCACUUCCACUCGCGCUGAAGUCGUCGUCAUUGCCCGAUUUGCAGUGGACGUCCCAGUUCCAAGCCUCUUCAAGCUCCACUUUCUUCUCUCUUAACACCAUGAGCAAGCUCGACCGCGCCGUCUACGACCAGUACAUGACCCUCGACGUGUCCGAGAGCGUCACGCUCGCCGAGUACGUCUGGAUCGGCGGGUCGGGUCAGGAUCUACGCUGCAAGACCAAGACGCUGACCAAGCCCAUCAAGUCGGUGGCCGACCUGCCCAUCUGGAACUUCGACGGCUCCAGCACGGGCCAGGCGCCCGGCGAGGACUCGGAGGUGCUGCUGCGUCCCGUGUCCAUCUUCAAGGACCCGUUCCGUCGCGGCCAGCACAUCCUGGUGCUGUGCGACUGCCUGAAGCCCGACAUGACGCCCAUCGCCAACAACACGCGUGCUGACGCUGCUCGCGUCAUGAAGGCCGCUGAGGGUGAGGAGCCGUGGUUCGGUAUUGAACAGGAGUACACUCUGUUCGAGAAGGACGGCGUGACCCCGUACGGCUGGCCGAAGGGAGGCUUCCCUGGUCCUCAGGGUCCGUACUACUGCGGUGCCGGCGCGCACUCGGUGUUCGGCCGUCUCAUUGUGGACGCUCACUACCGCGCAUCGCUGUACGCUGGUAUUAACAUCUCUGGCAUCAACGCCGAGGUGAUGCCUGGUCAGUGGGAGUACCAGGUGGGUCCGUGCACGGGCAUUGAGUCGGGCGACCACCUGUGGAUGUCUCGCUACAUCCUGUUGCGUGUGUGCGAGGACUUUGGCGUGAACGUGUCGUGGGACCCCAAGCCGAUCCCUGGCGACUGGAACGGCGCUGGCUGCCACACCAACUACUCGACCAAGGCGAUGCGUGAGGAGGGCGGCAUGGCCAAGAUCAUCGAGGCCAUCGAGAAGAUGAAGCUCAAGCACAAGGAGCACAUCGCGGCGUACGGCACGGGCAAUGAGCGUCGUCUCACGGGCCGCCACGAGACGGCCAGCAUGGACACGUUCUCGUACGGCGUGGCCAACCGCGGCGCGUCGGUGCGCAUUCCGCGGGUGGCGGAGGCCGAGGGCAAGGGCUACUUCGAGGACCGUCGCCCGGCGUCCAACAUGGACCCGUACGUCGUGACCAGCCGCAUUGUCAAGACGACGAUCCUUAACGAGGCUUAAGUCUUGAGGUUGAAAUGGUAGUAAAUCGUCGACUGGUAGUUGAUUGCAGCUUGUGCUGUUAGAGCUGCCGUAAGGUGUUGCUACUGCGUUGGCUUCUCUUUAUUUGUAGUGGAGAAGCUGGUAGUGAUGCUUCCUAUAUAUGCUUAGUGAGAGAAAAGAAUACAGAGUUCUCUUUUGAUGCUUUUUGAA